Molecule: messenger RNA, 1887 nt
Organism: Exophiala bonariae
Lineage: Eukaryota; Fungi; Ascomycota; Eurotiomycetes; Chaetothyriales; Herpotrichiellaceae
Exons: 1
Coding region: 1-1887 (628 amino acids)
Source: RefSeq, a predicted model, not a curated record
AUGGCUCCACGGCGUUUGUCCAAAUAUAUUAUCAUUGGCGCGAUCUUUUUAUUUGGCAUCAUAAUCUUUUCUGAUUCGUCUCGACCCGUGGUUGACAGUGUCAAAGACCCCAUUGGGUACGCAGAGAGUAUUCGAGAAACAAUUCCGAACUUCCGAUUUUCGUUCCAGAGAUCAGCACAUAAGCCUCCCGAGCAGAAGAACAGUACACAUGGCGACAGUUCGUGGUACAGUGAUUGGAAAUGGCUCAAUCCUUUCUCCUCCUCGAUUACCCUCGACGAAGACCGCAUGGUAUUACCUCUUCAGCUCGAACGAGCUCCAGUCUAUGUGUUCUAUGACACAACCUUGAAAAGAGAUGAGGAAACAAAGAAGAUCGAUCAAGAAUUAUUAUUACUAUGGCGUCGGGCUUGGUGGGCACAUGGAUUCCGACCUGUCAUCCUGACCGAGGCCGAGUCAAUGAGCCACCCUCUGUAUCAGACUCUUCAUGCCAAAGGAAUGCCUGCACCUCUUGAGCAAGAGUUCAGACAAUGGCUUGCGUGGGCUCACAUGGGUACUGGUUUACUUGCUCGUGCAUAUUGUCUGCCUAUGGGCCCUUAUGACGAUCCGCUCUUGUCUCACUUCCGUCGUGGACAAUAUGCACAGCUCACCAAACUCGAAGGCCUAGGGUCUGGUUUAUUUGCAGGAGAACAAACACAAAUCAAUGAUGCGAUCAAGUCUGCGCUGGAUAACGUGAAGUUGAGCACAUUCAAAAGUGUGAUAGAAGCGAUCAACUCGGAUCAUUUCAGGGUUGAACAGCCAAUUUCAAUCGCACAUUAUGACAUGGAAACGAUUACUUCAAAAUACAAAGCCCUAGCAGAACAACUGGUUAAAGAUCCAAACAAAGGCCGUCGUUCUCUCAAUCAACUCAUGCUCGCACACCUGCAUACCGUCUGGCAAAACACUUUCAGUAGUGGGAUUGCCGUGCUGCAGCCACUACCAGCUCACACAUUCACGCUCGUGAAACCUGCACAAGACCUUGCUCGUCUUCUGACUGAGUGUCCAAAUUCAAUAUUGCAAUCAUCAUGCCCGCCAAAUCGCUCAAAAUGUAGCCCAUGUGUAGGCUCCAAAAUGAGGAUCACUACUGCUCCUGCCUUCAGAAAUACCUCCAACUUGUUCACAAUCGCAACCGUGCCUCAUCCGUACACGAUGGUGACCUUGGCAAAUCAGUCUGAGGCGAUAUCUGUUGCACAUAUCAGACGACACACGGAUCGGGAUCCGUGGAUUACUGCUGUAACCCGAGAUCUUCUCGGGAAUGCUCGAGGUGGUCCAAGUCGAGUGGUGAGCUUGAAGGAUGCCGUUGCUUCCGAUUAUGGCCGCAGUCGGUCUUUGUGGUUCACCACUGAACAUUUCCCGGCCUCGUUCUGGCCACCUCCACCACCCCCUAAAUCACCCACCAACGAUGCUCACCCCAUCCUGGAGAAGAUAGCACCUUUUCCAGAGGACUGGCUUGAGCAUGUGGAUUGGUUUCUUGGCUUCCCAGUCCCACGCACUUCAAUCUCUCAUGGCGAGUCUCUUCCUCCUGUACCAGGUCCUGAAAGAUGGAAGCCGCUUCCUGGCAUGCCAAUGGAAAAGAAGAAAGGCACGGAUCCGAAUCCACCCUCAGAGGAACAAAAGGCCAUUGAGGUAAAUCUUUUGCGUAAAGCAAGAGAUACGAUCAAUAGUAAGGAUCAGCAGCUUGGCAAGAUUCGUGGGGUGGCCGAAGCAUGGAAUCUAGCCGAUACAGAAGCCUGGAAAUUCGUGAAGAGUUACCGUGCCCGCGAAGUGGUAGAAAGGCUCAAGUUCGAAGAAGACGAAUCCGCUUAUGCAGCAGGCGGUGGGGGUCGAGGCAAUAGUCGCUGGUGGCGCUCGUGA